AUGGAUCAUCAAUCACCCUCUACGGAGUCCGAACGGGAGAAUUCGCUCUUUCUCAAGCUCGUGUACUGGCACAAGCUGUUUGAAUCUGACACCCCUCCGCGUCUGGGCAUUGACGUCCAAAAACGUAUACCAUAUGCGACCAUGUGUGCGUUUGUUCCUGGAGUAGCUUUGGGCUAUGUCCACGGCAGCAAAAAAGCUGGCUUGCUGUUCCGCGCAGAGAACGCCCAUCGAUUCCCCACAACCUCGACUGGCUGGUUUCAAUAUCACAAGACCAAAAACUAUAUCUCUAUCGUGGGUGGUGUAAAGGAUGGCAUAAGAAUGGGAGCUAAGCUCGGUGUCGGGGCUUUGGCAUUUUCUCUUUUCGAGGAGACAGUGGACUAUGCUCGGCAUGACGAGAGAGACUUUUUGUCGACUGUCACGGCCGGGUUAUCGUUCUCUGGUAUUUACAGCUUACUAGCUCGCCACGACGUCUAUACUGCUGCUCGUACCGCAAAAUUCGGAUUGAAAUUGAGUCUGACCUAUGGUCUAUUACAAGACGUCCUGGAAUCUGCGAAAGGAAAUCGCCCCAAGUACUUGGAUUUCUUCUUUGGCAAACGGAAUUCAAGAAGAGAGGACCAGGGUAGUAUCUGA
Messenger RNA from Penicillium verhagenii, 630 nucleotides. RefSeq lists its product as uncharacterized. Lineage: Eukaryota; Fungi; Ascomycota; Eurotiomycetes; Eurotiales; Aspergillaceae. The transcript is spliced from 2 exons. Bases 1 to 630 code for a protein of 209 amino acids. The record is from RefSeq and is a predicted model, not a curated record.